CACCAAAAAACAUUUCUCUCUCUCGGAAUCUGCGUUUUCCUUCACUUUCUACUUUCUCAUUUUCUCUGUCUGCGUUUUCUCUCACUUUCUCGAGAAAAUGCGCGAGAUCCUGCACAUCCAGGGGGGUCAAUGUGGGAACCAGAUAGGGGCUAAGUUCUGGGAAGUGGUGUGCACGGAGCACGGCAUAGACUCGACGGGUCGGUACCACGGGGAUACUGAUCUCCAGUUGGAGCGAGUCAAUGUGUACUACAACGAGGCCAGCUGCGGCCGGUUCGUGCCCCGGGCCGUGCUCAUGGAUCUGGAGCCCGGAACCAUGGAUAGCGUCCGGUCCGGGCCGUACGGGCAGAUCUUUCGACCCGACAACUUCGUGUUCGGGCAGUCCGGGGCGGGAAACAACUGGGCCAAGGGCCACUACACGGAAGGCGCCGAGCUUAUCGACUCCGUUCUGGAUGUGGUGAGGAAGGAGGCCGAGAACUGCGAUUGCUUGCAAGGAUUUCAGGUUUGCCACUCAUUGGGUGGUGGAACUGGCUCAGGCAUGGGAACACUGCUCAUUUCUAAAAUCAGAGAAGAAUACCCAGAUAGAAUGAUGCUCACAUUCUCUGUGUUUCCAUCCCCAAAGGUGUCUGACACUGUUGUUGAACCCUACAAUGCGACUCUCUCAGUCCACCAGCUGGUUGAGAAUGCUGAUGAGUGUAUGGUCCUAGACAACGAGGCUCUGUACGAUAUUUGCUUCCGAACAUUAAAGCUUACCACUCCAAGCUUUGGAGAUCUGAAUCAUUUGAUUUCUGCUACUAUGAGUGGGGUAACAUGCUGCCUUCGCUUCCCUGGUCAACUCAACUCAGAUCUUCGCAAACUUGCUGUUAACCUCAUUCCUUUCCCUCGGUUGCACUUCUUCAUGGUUGGGUUUGCACCACUCACGUCUCGAGGAUCACAGCAAUACCGUGCCCUUACAGUUCCCGAGCUUACCCAGCAGAUGUGGGAUGCUAAGAACAUGAUGUGUGCAGCUGAUCCUCGCCACGGUCGAUAUUUGACUGCAUCAGCAAUGUUCCGGGGCAAGAUGAGCACAAAGGAAGUGGAUGAACAGAUGAUUAAUGUACAAAACAAGAAUUCGUCCUACUUUGUAGAGUGGAUACCCAACAAUGUAAAGUCCACUGUGUGUGACAUCCCUCCUACUGGCCUGAAAAUGGCCUCGACAUUCAUUGGCAACUCUACCUCAAUUCAGGAAAUGUUCCGAAGGGUGAGCGAGCAGUUCACAGCAAUGUUCCGCAGGAAGGCUUUCUUGCACUGGUACACAGGAGAAGGGAUGGACGAGAUGGAGUUUACAGAGGCAGAAAGCAACAUGAAUGACCUGGUGUCCGAGUACCAGCAGUACCAAGAUGCAACUGCUGAUGAGGAAGAGUUUUAUGAAGAUGAGGAGGAAAUUCAAGAGGAAUAGUUCAAAAUUGUUGGGAUUUUGGCUUAUGGCUUCAGGUUAUAUUUUGGGAUUUCAUGAUGUUUUUGUGCUUGGAUAUGCCUCAAUAUCCCUUUCAUGAAUUGGGUUUGGUUUGUGGCAGUAGUGUUGCCAGAGGCUUGCCGCCAUGGUAAGUUUCUCUUGUUUGUUUUGUAGUAGUUUAGGGAAUUCGGUUUACUUAGAUGUCUACUUUCACAGUUGUCACCAUUUGAUUGAAAUUCUCAAAUUUGAUGACUUUUGUGUUACGGUAGAGGGAUUUCUUCAUCCACUUGGCUCUGCCUUUUUCCCCCUUUAUUCUGUGUCAUUGCUGUAAGGAAGCAUUUCUAUUUCUUGAGUGUUUCGGACGCAAGGUAUCAAGCUCUCUGUCUUUGGCGAUCUUCUCACAGUGGGAACAAAAUUUCUAUCAUCCAGUGGAUUCAAAUUUGAGGGUGCGGUUGUAUUUUUCUCACUCCUAUAAUGGAAGUAUUAUAUGUAUGUAUUUAUUUUCGGACAAUGAAAAUUUAAAUGUGUGAUUUUAAGUAAAA
This is a messenger RNA of Malania oleifera, 1974 nucleotides long. RefSeq names its product tubulin beta-8 chain. The record is from RefSeq and is a predicted model, not a curated record. The coding region runs from base 98 to 1435 and encodes 445 amino acids. The transcript has 3 exons. Gene Ontology annotation, cellular component: microtubule; cytoplasm. Gene Ontology annotation, biological process: microtubule cytoskeleton organization; mitotic cell cycle. Lineage: Eukaryota; Viridiplantae; Streptophyta; Magnoliopsida; Santalales; Ximeniaceae. Gene Ontology annotation, molecular function: GTPase activity; GTP binding; structural constituent of cytoskeleton.